GGCGGGUAAUUCGAACGUUUCUGCGGGAGGCGGUUUCGUGGCGGCGCGAGCCCGGGAAGCGGCGGCCGAGAGCGGGACGAGGCAUGACCGGGAAGCAGGCGCGGCGCUCGGGGCCCGCGAGCCCCGCCGAGCCCCUGCGGAGGUCGCAGCGGAAGUCGGUCUCCGAGCUGCGGGGCCCCGGCAGCCCCCCGCGCGGGAGCCCGUCGCACGGGGUCCGCCCCGGCCAACGCACGGAGCUCGCGGCGCCCCCUCCUCCGACGGAGCCGCGCCCCAAGGCCAUCGUGCUGAGAAAGAUCGUGGCCCCCGCGGCCGAGAGCCCCGCGGUCCACACGCCUCGCAGGAGCCCAAGGAUCGCCCUCUUGGAGAAGGAGAACUGCCCCCCCGGACCAGAGCCCACCUGGGAGGACCUCUUCAAGUCCUGUGAGGCGCCGGACACCCCCGCCUCCACGCCCCUGGUGCCCCCGCUCAGCGCCAGUGCCCUGGACCUCAGAGACUUGGAGAUGUCCAAGAAAGUUCGGCGCUCCUACAGCCGCCUGGGCAGCCCCGGCGCCGCCACCACCUCCACCCCCACCGCCGGCCGCCCCUCCUACUUCGGCUUUGAGGGACUGCUGGCAGUCGAGGAGCCGCCCAGGGUCUCGCCCGUGGUAUGCUCCAAGGCCACCGAGGUCCUGCGGGCGCCCCAGGAGCCCUGGGUCCCCGACACCAUGCUCCCCGGCAUCUCGCCCCUGGUGGCCAAAGAGAAACGGAAGAAGAAGAAGGUUCCGGGAAUCCUGAAAUCCGAGCUGGAUGAAUGGGCCGCGGCCAUGAAUGCCGAGUUUGCAGCUGCUGAGGAGUUUGAUCUUCUGAUUGAAUGAGAUGCUCUGGGGUGCAUCUGGCCAGACCCGCCCCGCUCCCUGUACAUAGCCCCCUCACCCUGUGGGGAUGGCCACCGGGGUCUCUUGGAUU
Molecule: messenger RNA, 945 nt
Organism: Sorex fumeus (smoky shrew)
Lineage: Eukaryota; Metazoa; Chordata; Mammalia; Eulipotyphla; Soricidae
Gene: CDCA5
Product: cell division cycle associated 5
Exons: 5
Coding region: 84-854 (256 amino acids)
Source: RefSeq, a predicted model, not a curated record